GGCGGACAUUGUGAUGAGCUGUGUCUACGACGAGAAAGAAAGAAUUCGGAAGUGGGAUGAGUGAAGGAAAGCCUAGUCUUUUAUGCCGUCAGCAGAUGUUGAGGGACGCGAUGAUGGAGGAAACGAAGGACGGGAUUCAAUUGCUGCUGCACCAGCGCGAGUGCAUUACUCAACCGCAGAGGCAAGCUUGGGCACCGAACAGCCGGGAGACGCAAUUGGAUUCAAAAGACGACCAGGAGGCAACGAGCAAUCUAUCCAGGACCAGAGCGAUUGGAGGGGCAAAACCAGUUACAACUUACCGCAAAGCAGAGGAUUCAAGCGACUACGACGUGCAAUUGCAAAGUCGAAAAGCGAAAAGGCACGGAGAGUUGGAUAUCUGACGAAGAAGGGAAAGAGAAGGAAAAGUGAGCCUAAAGACCAAGAGGUGGAUGGCAGGAAGAGGAUGACUUUCAGCCUUUCAGAAAUUUGGGCGACAAGACGACAGCUCCACGUUGGCCAGCUCGCAGGAGGGGUUUGAGGGGUGAUGGAGCUCAGCAUACAGAUUUCGGGGGGCAGUACUUUGGGAGGGCGGUCAGGGGGGUGCUUGGUGCCUGGUGCCACUAAGGGUCGGAGGUGCGUGCCAAAGCUGGCGCCAGCCGGGUGCGCAUCUCACAGCGACGCCAGGAAAAAAAAAGCAUUGGGGCGAGGGAAGCUCAAUGGGCUUGCCAUUGCUCUAGCUCGAGUACCGGUACUUUCAGGAGUCGUUCCCCCCAGUUGUUGAGAAGGCCCAAGUGGAUCGCCAUGAUUUUGAUUUUUUUUUUUCGCAAUCGGAAUUGGAUCUCAGCCUGCGUCGUUUUCGCUCUGACG
Molecule: messenger RNA, 846 nt
Organism: Trichoderma asperellum CBS 433.97
Lineage: Eukaryota; Fungi; Ascomycota; Sordariomycetes; Hypocreales; Hypocreaceae
Source: RefSeq, a predicted model, not a curated record